AUACAACCCCACAACAAAUAUUUGGCUACUACUAUCAGCUAGUUCUAGUACUAAUGAUACUAGGCCUACUGCUAGGCUACUACCUCUAGCCUACAUGACUUUGAACUAAAGUAGCCUAUAUAAAAUUACUUAUAUUAUUGCUACUUUAACAGUAAUAAUAAUAAUAAUUAUUAUUUUAUCAAUUAAAACAGACCUCAGUACUUUUUUGUUUUGUUUUAAACAGUUUAAAUGUAGUUUGUUAGAAAUGGGACUGAGUGGAGUCUCUGCCCACACUUACACGCACACGCACACAAACACGUACCUCCCCCCACCACCACCACCCCCCUCGUGCGCCCCAUGCACGGGGGGGACACCAAUGUGUGACAGUGGCGGAUGGCCUUGGCCACGCGGGACGCAGCCGCUGCGCUUCGCCUUCGCGGGACAGGUUCACACGCGCCCUUUUUUAGACUAGACUAGCCUCGCGUCUUUUUUUUUUAAAACUCUCUCUCGCCGUAACUCUCUGUAAUUCUCUCUCUGUGUGUCUCUCUCUCCCUCCCCCCUCCUCUCCCACUAAUCUCACCGACUCCUCGCUCGGUCGCCUCGAGCCCACCCGUGGGAGUAAAAGACAGAAGAAGGAGGAAAGAAGUGAGAGAAGAAGCGCGCUGCCCGGAGGGAGACGUGUUUCAGAGGAGAGCGAUAUUGAUUUUCUUCUGAUCUCUGGUCGAUGGAUUUAUCACUGACAAUACAACAAUAUUUUAGCUAGAAAAUCGAGUGAAGCAUGGGUGACUGGAGCUUUCUAGGGCGGCUGCUGGAGAAUGCUCAAGAACACUCCACUGUGAUUGGAAAGGUUUGGCUGACUGUCCUCUUCAUCUUUCGCAUCUUGGUGCUGGGCGCAGCAGCCGAAGAGGUCUGGGGAGACGAGCAGUCGGACUUCACCUGUAACACGCAACAGCCCGGUUGCGAGAACGUCUGCUAUGACGAGGCCUUCCCCAUCUCCCACAUCCGCUUCUGGGUGCUGCAGAUCAUCUUUGUCUCAACGCCCACCCUCAUCUACCUGGGCCAUGUACUGCACAUCGUCCGCAUGGAGGAGAAGAGGAGGGAGAGGGAAGAGGAACUCAGAAAGGCCGGACGGCACCAGGAAGACCAUGACCCCCUCUAUCACAAUGGAGUCGGUGAUGGAAAAGGAGGAGGUGGGAAAAAGGAGAAGCCACCAAUUCGUGAUGAGCAUGGGAAGAUCCGGAUCCGUGGGGCGUUACUGAGGACCUACAUCUUCAACAUCAUCUUCAAGACUCUGUUUGAGGUGGGCUUCAUCCUGGGACAGUACUUCCUCUAUGGCUUCCACCUGAGGCCGCUCUAUAAAUGUGGCCGCUGGCCCUGCCCCAAUACUGUGGACUGCUUCAUCUCCAGGCCCACUGAAAAGACAAUCUUCAUUAUCUUCAUGCUGGCGGUUGCCUGUGUCUCUCUGGUCCUCAACCUGCUAGAGAUCUACCACCUGGGCUGGAAGAAAGUCAAGCAGGGGGUCACCAACGAGUUUGUACCCGACACUGAGUCGCUGCUCGAGCCCGGAGACGCGGAGACCAUUCCUGAGCAGAGCUCUCCGUCAGUGCUCAACUGUUUGCCGACAUACACCAAUGUGAGCGUGGUGGGGGUUGGAGCAGCUGAGAGAGAAGCCUACAGUCCAUCAGAAGCCUCUCCAACAGUGAUCUCUUUAAACCCUAACAUGGCCACCGCCCCUGUGCCUGCUGAGCUCAAGAUGGACGGCACAGCGUUCCACCCAGACGACUUCCUGUUGGAGUCCCUGCCCGCUUCCUUUUACAGCAAUGGUGACAAAGUGAGCGUUGGAAGCCACAGGCAGCUGACUCCAAUGGAGCAGAACUGGAGCAACAUGGCACUGGAGCUCCACAAUCUGAAUGGAAAAAACUCCACCUCCUCCUACCCUCCUCCUCUUCCCUCUCCUCCCACCUCCUCCUCUCCUCUGGAAGAGAUGACUCCACCAGCUUCACAAGAAGAGCAGCUCUCAAUGUUCCCUACACUUCCUCGUAAUACCCCUCUUUCCUCCCUCUCGCCAGAGGAGACAGCGGUGGAUGAGGAAAACACCGCCGCACCUGGUAUGGUCCCACAUGACGACUUCACCGUGGUUACCAGGGCGGAGAUGCACCAGCCUCCAUCUGCCCCGGCGACAGACAUCCGGAAGCCAAGUCGGGCCAGCAAGAGCAGCAGCGUCCGAGCUCGCCCUGAUGACCUGGCAGUGUAGCUAAAACACACACACACACACACACUCACACACCUUACAUAUAUGCUGUGUACACAUAGAAACCCUACAUAUGCAUUUUUUUCAUCAGUGAAACCACACAAGCAUGCCCUCCAGCAGCAGACUGACGCUGUGUAAGGCAGACCUUCACAAAUAGACAUGCAGCUGGAGGUGGCUGCUUAUUUUAAUCUUAGAAUUUUGAACUAGAAAUAAGGAUAGAAAGAGUUUGGCCAGAUUACACUGACGGCACCGUGCUGAUGCCCUGUCUACAUUUCAGUAACAAUAUGUCAAAGUCAGCUCAGCUUUUAAGACUUUACCUCAUAGGGGCUUUGAAGAAAUCCUGUAGUAAGUAAUGUUUUAUCAUUUAUUUUAAAGCAUCAUGCUUUAAAAAAGAAAAGAAAGAAAACUGAAGAAAAAAAUGAUUAUAGCUGAUUGAAGAGGCUGGCGCAGCACUGUUGCACGCUUACAGCAUCAUAAUAAAAGACACAGAAUAAUAUAGCUCAAUGGAUAUGUGCAGGAGAGGAAAGAAGACGAUUCAAAGAGCAGGUAAAAUACAUUUGAAAAUAAAACUUAUGAUCAAAAACAAAAAAAAAAGAUAGAAAAAAGAAAAAAAAACAUAAUAAGAAUGAUACAUUUUGGCAUUGUCAAUGAGAUGUUUUUUCUGCUGAGUCUUGAAGACAUGUAACAGUGACACUUGCUUUAACUUAGAGACUUUUAUAUAGUGAAGUAGUUGGUUGAAAAAAAAUAGAAAGGGAGGUUAUUAUGACUAAAGAAUUUUGUAAAAGACACUUUAAUAAUUGUAAGAUUAUUUAUAAAUAUGAGUCUUCAGGGUAUUUCUUUUCUAGGUAUCCCGUUAUUCAGUUAUUUUCAGUUUGCUCAGGCAAGCAAUCAGUCACACCAGUAGAUGAGUACAGUGGACAAAGCAUAAAACAUUUUAAAAGUGCCUUUAUGUGGUUGUUGUAUGAAUAAUGGUUAUUUUAUCCGGUGAUUUUAACGCUUAUGUUGAACACAACUCUGACAACACAGGCAUCAACCAUCUUGCAGGACAGACUCAGUCAGAGUUGACUCCAAUCAGUUUGCAACUUUUUCUAAAUUAGAAAAUAAUCAAACAGCAGAUUCUGAUGUGGUGAUAUAACAAACAUCGUGUAAACACAAAAGCACAAUGAAGCCGGAUCUCAGACUAAAAUGUACGCUAACCAUAUUUGGCCUGUGCUGUUUAAGUACUUGUUGACAUAAUAGGAAAUACGUUUAUUUACUCUUUCGCUGAGAGUGAGAUUAGGAGCUCAUUAGCACUCUCAUAUUUGUGUGUUAAGUGGAGUUACAAACAGGAGUCAGUUAGCUGAGCGUAGCAUAAAGACUGGAAACAGGGAAACAGUAUGAUGUGUUUAAAUAAAAUCUACUAGAAAUCUAAUAUCAUUCAUUCAGAAAAUUUACAUUAAAAAUAUGUUUUAAAUACAGUUCAUCAUACCAAUUGUAGAUAAACUGCUGCAAAUGUCAAACAUAGUAGAAGUCAACAAUUGAAGCAACCAAAUUACAGAUGCUGGUAGUCCUAUUUUUAAGCUAUGAACAGAGUGAAGGUAACACUUUCCUUCUGCUUCCAGUCUUUAUGCUAAGCUAGGCUAAUUGUCUGCUGGCUUUAGCUCCUUACUGACUCAAGAGAGGUAUCAAUCCUCUAGGUAAGUGUAGGGAAAAUCAACAUACUUCCCCCAAAACCCCCAACAAUGUGAACCUUUCCUUUAAGAGAUACAGUCAGCAUUUUCUCUGCUUGAGGCUGAGGAUCUCCAACAUGGCAGCCAUGUUGGAGAAGGUAUGUUACAGUCCCGAAAUUCCAUUGUUAUAAUGUUUAUUUGCUUGGCACAAAGCAAGAAAUUAAGAGCCAGCAUGGCUGCACACUCAUUGUUCUGGCCAUACUCUCAUCUUUUAACCCCCUGACCCCUGACCUCUGACCCCACCAACGACCAGGUGGCUGCUCAGAGGUUAGAGAAGUUGGACACGGAAGGUGUACUGGGAAUCAUAAACAUACACACUUACAUACACACCCACAGUAUAAAUAGCCAGCACAGACAUGAGGAAGGAAAGGUGAUUGAUGAUGAUGAUGAUGAUGAUGAUGAUGAUGAUGAUUGGACUAACUAAUAAGUUUGGGAGCAUAGAGGCAGUGAUACUAUAUUCUUUUACUUUCAUCCUUCUUUUAUUUCUUUGCUGGGAGACAUCGGAGGAGAGGUUUGCACUUUUGUUUCUUUCUUUUUAUUUUUCUUGUGAUGUGAUGAUGAGCUGUGUGUCUGUUGAAUCUGUCCGUGUGUUCUGCUCUCACCCAGCCUGUAAUUUCAAUGAAGAGAGGGAUGCACCAGCGUUAGGACAGAGCAGAUGACUAGAGGAAAGCAAUAAAGCAGUCCCACCCUGAGACAUAGUCCUUAGGCUUCACAGGCUGCAUGUGUGUGUGUGUGUGUGUUGUGUGUGUGUGUGUGUGUGUGUGUUUAGAGACCUUAAUUUGUUUCAGUGUUUACAAAAUGACAUCUCUGCAGUUACAUCAGGGUAAACUAUAUAAAAUUUAUAAAUAUGUAAAUAUAUAAUGAUUGAUAGUAUUGAUAGACACCACGGGAUAUUAUACAGAACUACUUAUAUUUAAAAAAAGUUGUUAGUUUCUGAUCAAGCUGCAGUUUAUUAAGACUUUCCCCAGAAAACCAAAAAUCUAAAGUGCUUCAGCUUUUUCUGACAUUGGCCCCACUGGUCACUUUAUACAAAAAUCCAAUGUUAGAAAGGUUGAUGCAAAUAAAAAUGAACAUAUGAUAAAGGGCUAAACUACAUUUCUUUACUGAGCAAUUUGAAUCUUUGCAGCUUGAAAAGAGCAUAAAAUUCAGUACACCUUCUUUCUGAUGCUUGUGUUUGCAGUGUGUUACAGAACUGUCGAGUUCCCCUAGGUGUUCUGUAUAGGAGGACUCUAAGUUAAUUUUCCAGACUAGCUGUAGAAUAUACAGUAGCUUUUAGAUUUUUUUUUUUUUUUGAAAAAAGAGAGCAAUAUGAUCUAAAAAGUGAUUUUAUUUCUCUGUUAGUUCUUAACAGACAUCCUACAUAGGAAUGUUCAUUUUUCCUGUUCCUCUCAUUAAUUCCUGCCAAAAAGAAAAACAAAACAUCAAAAAUGGCUAAUAUAAAUUCAGUAGUGUUGCCUUACAGCAACUUCCCAACAGCUUUGAUUCAUCAAGUCAAAUUAUUCAUGUUGUAUCCAACAUUCAGGAAUAAAAAUAUAGUCUAGUAGCAAGGAAGAGUGGUUUGGGGCAAACUGCUGUUUUGGGUUUGUGCAUCUUUGUGUUUCUUUCCGGGCAGAAUAUUAGAGGAUAAUAUUUAGCAUACUUGAAAAAUACUAGAAAAAGUGCUAGAUUAUAUCACAUGACUUACCAUGCCUGAAUUAGCAUUUGAACACCAUAACCAAAAUAACCAAAUGAAUGUAUGCAGAAAUUUCGAUAAAAACAGAAUGUUGUUUUUGUCCACAUGCUAGCUUUUUCUGGAGCUUUCUUGCACGGUCGACUUUGUUUUUGUAGUUUUAACUGCCUUGGGUAAGAAGUUUUACCAUCAGGUGAAUUACCCAUGACUUUGUUACAGUAUCAUUAUUACACUGUCACAAUGUCAUGGUUGAUAACCAUCUCCUAAAUGAACACACUGGCUGUGCUGCAUGAGAUUUUUAUUUUUUUGCAGCUGUCAAAUCUUAGAGUGCCUUGAUUACUUAAAACUAAAUUUCAAUGCUGGAAAUGUUCAUCCAAAUACAUUCAUGGCAACUUUGAACAUGUUCAUAAAUUUAAGUAUCACACUUGAUUAGCAUUCAGACUUUUGGGUAGCAAAUCCAUGGCCUAAGUGAAUAAAGCUAGCUUUUCAGUACCAAGGUUAACUUCUAAACUGCCACUGCUCAUUGCAUGUUGCAGUAUAUUUAGCACAUGAUCAAAUUUGUUAAUUAUUGCCAAGAGUUUGAAAAGACCACUACCAGUCUCGUACCUAUCCAUUAAGAACAGACGGUCAGCCAGUAUGUAGGAUCCUGUAGCUUCAUAUAACAGACAGUUAUGAGAGUAGUCUGGAUCUUCUCAGCAAGAAAGUGAUAGAGGUCUGUUACAUUUGACCACUAUGUGGUCUUACUGUUGCCUAUGCUAUGACUCCAUGCCAUUUGAUUUGAGCAAGAACAAACAGAUUGUGAUUAAGGCUGUUUACAGUAAAGUAAUUUUAGCUUGAUUUGGAAUCUGAAUGGGUUGCCAUGUAGAAGGCAAAUGUAUCUGCCCACAAAUAACAUGAAUUCAGUGUCAGAGCCUUUGAUGCUGAGAUCAGUGGCCUCUCAAGGUGUAUAUUUAGAAAUCUGAGUUUUAAAGUUAAUGAUUUUCAACCAUGAAUGCAACAACUUUACUUCUAUAAACCAAUAUAAAACAUGAGGUGACAAAUGAGAAGCAAGAUGCAGUGAAAGGUAUAUCAGUUUGAGCACAUUAGCUACAUUUUAGGUAAGAACAACUAAUUUUGUUAAGGAUAGGGUGAAGUAGAGACUGAAAAUAUGCUGUUUGCUGACUGUGUCAAAUGUUUACAUGUCUCUGAUCAAACUGUGCCAAUAAACAACUUCAGCAAACCAUGGCAGCUGAAGCACUUAGUCUAUUUUUAGAAGUUAUUAGCUGUGAAGUAUGAUUUAACCAAAGAUAUUUACCAAACCAAAGAGGUUUGUGCCAAAGAGAUCACAACGCCUGAUGGGUUUUUAAAGAGCUUUGCUUGGGAACCUCACCCCUGACCUUAACAAUCAUAGCUCCAACCACAAGAUCAGUUUUACAACCCUUUAAUGAAUCUGGGAAAAGAGAAUUCUACCAAAAAGACAUGUCGAACUUUGUCUCUAAAAAUAGUUGAAACAAAGUUUAUUUUACUUAUUUUUAAUGCUGAAAUGUUUUUUUCAUAACCUUGUUGUUCCAAGCUGUUCUUAGUACCUUUAAUAUGUAGAUAAAGAUUUGCACAGUUAGAUAGCUAGACCGCUGUUAUGAGGUUAUGAGGAUAUAAAUAGAAAAGGAAAAUAACAAACAGUGUCCUAGGAGGAGGGAUACUGGGGAUAUUAACAUAUUUUUGUUUAUUUAUGGUAAUAAUACAAUCAAAAUUAGACUGGGAAUGGACAAGAAAUGAAUCUAAAGUGAUUGUUCUUUUUCUGUUCUGGAUAUGGAUUGGGAGAAUUUUGGCUACUCCAGCUUUCACACCAUGCCUUGGAUCAAAAAUCCC
This is a messenger RNA of Lates calcarifer (barramundi perch), 7456 nucleotides long. RefSeq names its product gap junction alpha-3 protein-like. NCBI's taxonomy places the organism in Eukaryota, Metazoa, Chordata, Actinopteri, Centropomidae. Gene Ontology annotation, cellular component: connexin complex. The record is from RefSeq and is a predicted model, not a curated record. The coding region runs from base 758 to 2233 and encodes 491 amino acids. Gene Ontology annotation, biological process: cell communication. The transcript is spliced from 5 exons.